Molecule: messenger RNA, 3150 nt
Organism: Solenopsis invicta (red fire ant)
Lineage: Eukaryota; Metazoa; Arthropoda; Insecta; Hymenoptera; Formicidae
Gene: ClC-b
Product: H(+)/Cl(-) exchange transporter 7
Exons: 12
Coding region: 401-2821 (806 amino acids)
Biological process (GO): chloride transport; transmembrane transport
Cellular component (GO): intracellular membrane-bounded organelle; lysosomal membrane
Molecular function (GO): voltage-gated chloride channel activity
Source: RefSeq, a predicted model, not a curated record
CUCUCUCGGCCCACCUCUUCUUCAGUUCGGUCCAAAAUAUCGGGCAACGACACGCGUGCGUCAUGUUCACGCUCGCAUCUUAUCGGUUGGUCAGUCGGUCGCCGUUGUCGACGUCCUCGCCGCCGCCGCUGUCGCCGCCGCGCUUCCGCAAUUGCGUAGCAAUGAGUCACUGUAAUAGUCACAUAUCCGUUGCCUAUUCAGUUGUGCACGAUAUAUUAUUCUAUUCGUGUGUACGUGCGCCACGCGUCUCUAGUGCAAGGUGGAAGCCUGCAUACGUCAACGUUGCGACAUGGUGUGAUCCACGGGCGUGUAUGUUUUUCGGCCUGUAGCUCGUCCGAGUUAACUUGUCUUUGAAAAAUGUGGCUAAAGGCCGAUUUCUAGGUUCUGUCGCUCAUAAACGAUGGAUCCGUCGAUGCAAGCUAGGGCCGAUAAUAACACAAGAGACAAUGGUAACAUCGAUAUUUAUAAUUGUGACGAGGGCGAUGAAGAAAGGCUGAUCAAACCAAGAAAUAAUUUCGCGUCGUAUUCCAAUGAGGAUAUCAACGUGCGAUUCCGGAAUGCCGCCGACGUUAACUUGGCAUGCAGCGACAUAGAGGCUAUCUCGGGUCAGUCCAAAAGGUUGUAUAUCAGGGAUAUAACUCCAGGGGCGACCAAUUUCAUAUCAACCAAUUACGAGAGUCUGGAUUAUGACCCAUGUGAAAAUUAUCUUCUACAAGAUGAAGAGAGGAAAAAAGGAUACAAGUUUAUCGUUAGAAAAAACUUUGCCAGGUGGUUUAUCUUUCUCUUGAUUGGCAUUUGUACAGCCCUCAUAGCGUGCUUUGUAGAUAUAUUGAUAGAGGAAUUAUCGAGCCUAAAGUAUGGUUGGCUUAAGAAAUAUGUGGACCACUGUGUGACAGGAGGUUGCUUAUGGGUACCAUACCUGAUGUGGUUAGUGCUAAAUAUAGUACCAGUUUUCAUAGGUGCCGUCUUAGUGUCCUAUGUCGAGCCUAUUGCAGCAGGGAGUGGUAUUCCACAAGUAAAAUGUUACUUGAACGGAGUCAAGAUACCACGAGUCGUACGUAUUAAAACCUUGGCUGUGAAAACUAUUGGUGUUAUAUGUACCGUAGUUGGAGGUCUAGCAGGAGGCAAGGAGGGUCCUAUGAUUCACUCCGGAGCCGUUGUAGCCGCGGGAAUUUCUCAGGGAAAAAGUACCACUUUUAAGAAGGACUUGAAAAUAUUCGAAUACUUUAGAGAGGAUCACGAGAAACGAGAGUUUGUAUCCGGGGGCGCCGCAUCUGGAGUAUCGGCAGCUUUCGGAGCACCCAUCGGUGGGGUUUUGUUCAGUAUAGAAGAGGGUACUAGCUUUUUCAAUCAAAGCCUCACAUGGAGAACAUUCUUCGCCAGCAUGAUCACUACGUUCACUUUGAAUGUGAUUUUGAGCGCGUACCAUGGACACCCUGGAGAUCUUUCAUACCCUGGCUUGCUGAAUCUAGGAAAAUUCGAAUCGAUUCCUUAUGAAAUCUACGAGAUACCUUUGUUCAUGGUAAUGGGUACGCUCGGCGGAUUAUUCGGCGCUCUUUGGAACCACGUUAAUUACAAGAUUACCUGUUUUCGUUUGCGAUUUGUGACACAAAAGUGGAGGAAAGUGAUCGAGGCUGUCCUUGUGGCGAUAUUAAGCGCAACAGUGGGAUCCUUGAUGAUAUACUUUGUUAAUGACUGUAAACCAUUAGGUAAUGAUCCCACCAAGUUUCCAGUUCAAAUGUAUUGCGCGGAAGGAGAGUACAAUGCGGUCGCCUCUUUAUGGUUUCAAACACCGGAAAGCAGCGUACGAUCCUUGUUUCAUGAUCCUAAAGGAGCACACGAUGAUCUAACGUUAGCCAUUUUUGUCGUCUUGUAUUUUUUUCUCGCUGCCACGACUUUCGGCCUAUCGAUGUCGAGUGGCCUCUUCAUUCCCUCUCUAUUGAUCGGAUCUGCAUGGGGUAGAUUAAUUGGUUCGGGUCUCGCGAAACUAUGCCCAAAUUGCGAAGUACUAGAUCCUGGAAAAUAUGCUUUACUAGGUGCCGCCGCACAAUUAGGAGGGGUAGUUAGAAUGACGAUAAGUUUAACCGCGAUCUUAAUAGAAGCAACUCAGGGAAUAUAUUUUGGUUUGCCCGUCAUAAUAGUCCUUAUAAUGGCAAAAUGGGUUGGCGAUUUCUUUAACGAGGGAAUUUAUGAUAUUCACAUACAAAUGGCAGGGAUUCCAUUACUUCCGUGGGAGUCGCCUCCGUUAUCAAAUAAUAUUUACGCAACUGAGAUAAUGAGUCAUCCUGUUGUAGCUUUGAAGACUGUCGAAAAUGUCGGGCAUAUCGUUGAGCUUUUAAAAUGCGUUACAUUUAAUGGAUUUCCGGUAGUUGAUCCACCAAGUAGCGAUCAGGCUGAAAUAAUUUCAUACGGUCGACUCCGAGGUUUGAUAUUACGCUCCCAAUUAAUAGUGCUCUUAAAAAAUAAGGUAUUUAAUGAGUACGAGGAAUUUUGGGAGAAACCUUUAACCAUAAAUAUGUUCAGAAAUGAGUACCCUAGGUAUCCGACCAUUGAGCAAGUCGCCAUUACUGAUGAAGAAAAAACUUAUACAGUUGACUUGAGACACUUUAUGAAUCCAUCUCCUUAUACAGUGCAACAUUCUGCCACACUGCCAAGAACGUUCAGACUUUUUAGAGCAUUAGGAUUACGUCACGUACCAGUAGUAAAUGAUACUAAUGAGGUAAUUGGCAUUAUCACUCGAAAAGAUGUUGCCAGGUUCAGGAUAUGGAAACAUCGUGGAAGAAUGGGGUUGGAUGAACUUUUAAUCACCAACAAAAUUUAAUACUCUUUUUUAGACCUCUACUUUCUUCAAAUUUUAUCACUUAGAGUUAUGCUUUCUGUUAUAUUUUCAUGUAUUUUAUCAUGUAAAAAUUUUAGGUAUGUAUACAUACACACAUACAUUGUUAUUGAAGCUCGAAAAUAAUUUGGCAAAUUAUGUUGGAAUGCAUAAUUACAUUCAAGAAAGUACAUAAGUCUUUCUAUACUUGUUUGUUUACAAUAUAUAUGUGUAUGUGUGUAUGUAUACCAAGCAAAUUGAAUUACUUGGCUAAUUCUUUGUAAUAUCUAAAUUUUAAUUAUUUACAAAUAUUUCCCACCCAAGCCAUGACCAAA